Molecule: messenger RNA, 789 nt
Organism: Nematostella vectensis (starlet sea anemone)
Lineage: Eukaryota; Metazoa; Cnidaria; Anthozoa; Actiniaria; Edwardsiidae
Product: 60S ribosomal protein L10a
Exons: 5
Coding region: 101-751 (216 amino acids)
Biological process (GO): translation
Cellular component (GO): large ribosomal subunit
Molecular function (GO): structural constituent of ribosome; RNA binding
Source: RefSeq, a predicted model, not a curated record
UUUGCGUUCCCGGUCGUGGAUUGUGUUCCAUUAGAGCCUGCGCGUUAAUGGUCAGCGGUUCUCCCCUCCUCGUUCUCUUUCUCCAUAUAUCGCCGACAAGAUGAGUAAGAUCAGUCGUGAUAACCUGUACGAGUGCGUAGGAGCCGUCCUCCAGGGCUCUAAGGACAAGCCUCGCAAGUUUACCGAGACCGUGGAACUUCAGAUCGCCCUGAAGAACUAUGAUCCCCAAAAGGACAAGCGUUUCAGUGGAACCGUCAAACUGAAGACUAUCCCUCGUCCCCAGAUGAAGGUGUGUGUCUUGGGUGAUGCCUCUCAUUGUGACGAGGCUAAUGCUAAUGGAAUACCCUGCAUGGAUGCUGAAGCCCUGAAGAAGCUUAACAAGAACAAGAAGCUUGUCAAGAAAUUGGCAAAGAAGUAUGAUGCUUUCCUGGCUUCAGACAGUUUGAUCAAACAGAUCCCGCGUAUCUUGGGCCCUGGUCUGAACAAAGCUGGUAAAUUCCCCACUCCCAUCAACCACAAUGAGAACAUGGUCCAGAAAAUUGAGGAUGUGCGCUCUACCAUCAAGUUCCAGAUGAAGAAGGUGCUGUGCUUGGCAGUAGCUAUCGGUCAUGUUAACAUGACUGAGGAACAGCUUGCCGGCAAUGUCCUUCUUGCCAUCAAUUUCUUGGUGUCUCUACUGAAGAAGAACUGGCAAAACGUGCGUGCCCUGUAUAUCAAGAGCACCAUGGGCCGCCCUCAGAGGCUGGUCUAGGCUCUAGUUGGCUGUACAACAAUAAAACGUUGCAAUUC